This is a messenger RNA of Ixodes scapularis (black-legged tick), 2688 nucleotides long. RefSeq lists its product as uncharacterized. NCBI's taxonomy places the organism in Eukaryota, Metazoa, Arthropoda, Arachnida, Ixodida, Ixodidae. Gene Ontology annotation, molecular function: nucleic acid binding. Gene Ontology annotation, biological process: DNA integration. The transcript is spliced from 4 exons. The record is from RefSeq and is a predicted model, not a curated record. The coding region runs from base 1 to 2688 and encodes 895 amino acids.
AUGUGGCAGAAAAGGACACUAUGGCAAGGUGCUUCAGUAUCGGUCAUUAGAACCUCUACCCUUAACAAGCUUGGAGCACUCACAAAACUCCAACAAGCAGGCACGCGUAUUUACGCCUAUGGAUCGGAUGCUCCGCUACCAAUCAUAGGAAAGCUCAGUGUCACGCUGAAGUACAGGGACAGCGACACAACAGAAGACGUGUUCGUAAUAGAGGGAACCGUGAAGUCACUGCUGAGCUUCGCUGCUGCAAAUAGACUGGGCCUAAUCCAAAUUACUUACGCCAUCCAAGGACACUCACAAAAAGAUGCACGCUCGAAUGGAGAGGUGCCCCCAAAUUUGCUCGAGACCCCACUCGCUGCUUUUCCCGAGUUGUGUGCGGGUGUAGGCAAACUAAAAAACCUCCAAGUACACCUCCACAUUGACAAAGCCAUUGCCCCGGUUGCUCAGCCCCAUCGCAGAAUCCCUUUUGCAGUGCGAAGCAAAGUAGAAGAGAAGAUAAGCCAGCUCUUGGCCCUUGAUAUCAUCGAAGAAGCAACCGGACCUACUCCAUGGGUUUCACCAGUCGUAAUUGUGCCAAAGCCGCACAAUCCAGAGGACAUUCGCCUAUGCAUCGACAUGAAAUGUGCGAACAGGGCCAUUCUUCGCGAGAGGCACGUCUGCCCUACCAUCGACGACGUGAUCACAGCGCUGAACGGAUCAACACUCUUCACGAAGCUUGAUCUAAAAGAUGGGUACCACCAACUAGAACUUGAUAAUGAAUCAAGAACAAUCACAACAUUUGCAACACACAACAAAUUGUACCGCUACAAACGACUUAUGUUUGGAAUUAACGCAGCUGCCGAGGUUUUCCAGGAAACCAUCCGUCAAGUACUCAACGGCAUACCUCACGUCCUCAACAUCAGUGAUGAUAUACUUGUGUUUGGCAAGACAAAGGAUGAGCAUGAUCAGGCUCUCCAGGCAACUCUCGAAAGGUUGACAGAGAACGGCCUCACAGUUAAUCCAAAAAAAUGUCUCUUCGCACAGAAAGAACUCUGUUUUUUCGGUCACAUUUUCUCUGCUUCUGGAAUCAGAACAGACCCCCAGAAAAUCGCAGCACUAAAAAAAAUGCCGGCCCCUGCCAACGCUCAUGAAGUUCGAAGUCUGCUUGACCACAAACCCCUUGUCUCCAUCCUCACCAACCUACGGGCGUGUCCGUCUGCACGAAUUGAACGCCUCGUGUUGAGAAUCCAACAAUACAACUUCAGAGUGGAGCACACGUGUGGAAUCAACAACCCCUCGGAUUACCUGUCUCGCCAUCCCAUGCCGAGCUCCCCUGCUGACGCCCGCCUGGCUCAUAGCACUAAUGCAUAUGUCAACUUCAUUGCCCACCACAACAUUCCCAAAGCCAUGACUCGUGCAGAAGUAGCUGCCGCCACUCUAAACGACCCUCAUAUGCAAAAGGUGAUCGCUGCCCUCAGCAAUCCUGCCAGGUGGAACGACCCAGCACUCAGAGAGUUUAUAUCCGUACAGCACGAGCUCUCUCUGACGGACAGCGGCCUACUACUGAAAGGCAAUUGCCUCGUUCUACCGGCUGCUCUCCAGCAACAGGCGAUAUGUCUCGCUCACAUUGGGCACCAGGGCAUCUCCAAAACAAAAGCGCUCAUGAAGCGAAAAGUAUGGUUUCCCCACCUAGACAGCAUGGUACAAACUACUCUUAAAAACUGUAUGGCGUGUCAGGCAACCAUCCAACAUCAACACUCUGACCCCGUCGCGAUUCCAUCGAAGCCAAAUCAACCUUGGGAGGCGCUCUCACUUGACUUCGCGGGGCCUUUCCCUAACGGCAAAUACAUAAUGGUCCUAAUGGAUGAUACGUCACGUUACCCUCUCGUCGCGGUAUUAUCAUCGUUAGCGGCCCCAACUGUCAUCACCAACCUUAUGAAGAUCUUCAGUACCUUCGGGAUUCCUAAGGCGACAACGUUGGAAAACUCUACGUGGACUUCCGAAUUGAGCAAAUUUCUAAUGGCCUAUAGGGCGACACCUCACUCAACGACAGGGAAAACGCCCUUCGAACUACUCUUUGGAAGACCUAUGGGCUACCUCCUUCCCGAUUCCGCAGACACUAACAACGUGCCACAGGAAUGGCAACACAAGGAUCACGAAAAUCGAAGAAAGCACAAGAUUUACGCAGAUGAACACAGACAUGCGAGAGCCCACAACUUCGAAGUCGGAGAUCGGGUACUGUGUAGACAGCCUCCGUCGAACAAGCUCACUCCCCCUUAUGACCCGCAGCCAUAUAAAGUGAUCGAAAUCAAAGGGACGCAGAUAACUGCUCAGAGAGAUCAGAAAAUUAUCACAAGGAACUCAAGUUUCUUCAAACUUCUUCCCACGAGUGCGAAGCUCAGAGCACAUAAUGAAUUGAUCAAUGCGGAUGAUGCUGAGGAAGAAAACGCCAUGAACACGCGUCAUGCUCACCAGGAAGCUCAACAACACAUCAACGUGGGGGAGAGACGAGACCUGCAACCCAACGAAGCUCAAAGAUCCAGUGAAGGACCACGUCCGACUCCGGAAUUUGAACAACAGCUCGACGUGGAGGAGGACGAAAGAAACCAGCGAUUCCUUGAAGCCCCUGGCCCUGAUCUAUCAGGAAGAGCACGACCGGUCCGUACAAGGUACCCUCCUACAAGACUCAGGAACUACGUCUGCUCCUGA